Messenger RNA from Pogoniulus pusillus (Red-fronted tinkerbird), 5532 nucleotides. It is a transcript of the gene ATXN2, whose product is annotated as ataxin 2. Gene Ontology annotation, biological process: cytoplasmic stress granule assembly. Gene Ontology annotation, molecular function: mRNA binding. The record is from RefSeq and is a predicted model, not a curated record. The coding region runs from base 504 to 3797 and encodes 1097 amino acids. Gene Ontology annotation, cellular component: cytoplasmic stress granule. The transcript is spliced from 23 exons. NCBI's taxonomy places the organism in Eukaryota, Metazoa, Chordata, Aves, Piciformes, Lybiidae.
CGGGGGCCUCACGGCCCCACCGGGCCCGGGCCGGGGCUGCGGCGGGAGCCACCGCCGUCCCGCGCCGCCGCCUCACGUGUCCCCCUCCCCUCCCCGCCUCCCGCCUCCGCCCCUUCACCUGCCGCAGCACUGCCGCGGAGCCUUCCGACUUCCCGUAAAGAGUCCGCGCCUGCCGCCCGCUCCGGAACCGUCGUCUCGCUGCUCCUCGCUCUGCCGCCACCCCGUUACCACCGCUGAGGUGCCCAAGAAACGACAGGGGCGAUCGCCGCACCCCUCCGUUUCUCCCUUCCCCUCACCCGCCGGUUCGGUCCGGCCUUUUCCCCCCCACUCCCCCCUUCCGCGGAUCCUUCCGCGCCGCGCUCCGCUCCCUCCGCCCCGCUCGCACUGUUUGGGAGCAACCGGCCGAGCCAGCGGCGCCCCGGUCCCGCCAGCGCAGCGAGGCCUCCCGCGGACCGGCCCUCGCCCAACCCCGGCGCGCACCCCCGGCCCUCUCCCUAUUCGUCAUGUCCCUCAAGCAAGCGGCGGCGGCAGCUCAGGCCGCCGGCAACAACCGCAAGCCCCCCGGCAGCAGCGGCGGCGGCGGCGGCCCUGGCCUCCCGUCAGCUGCAGGCGGCGGGAGGCAGAACAUGGGCAGAGGUCGCAGCAGUGGCAAAGGACCACCUCAGCCUACAAUUUCUUUUGAUGGCAUCUAUGCAAACAUGAGAAUGGUUCACAUCCUUACAUCAGUUGUUGGAUCCAAAUGUGAAGUACAGGUGAAAAAUGGUGGCAUAUAUGAAGGAGUUUUUAAAACCUACAGUCCUAAGUGUGAUUUAGUGCUUGAUGCUGCUCAUCGGAAAACUGCAGAAUCCAGUUUGGGGCCAAAACGUGAAGACAUUCUAGAGAGUAUCUUGUUCAAGUCUUCAGACUUUGUUAUGGUGCAUUUUAAGGAUAUGGAUACCAAUUAUGCCAGAAGAGAUGCUUUUACUGAUUCAGCCAUCAGUGCUAAGGUAAAUGGAGAACACAAGGAGAAGGAUCUUGAACCAUGGGAUGGAGGAGAGACCACCGCUACCGAGGAGCUUGAGGCAUUAGAGACAGAUGUUUCAAAUGGAUGGGAUCCCAAUGACAUGUUUCGUUACAAUGAAGAAAAUUAUGGUGUAGUAUCAACUUAUGACAGCAGUUUAUCUUCUUAUACGGUGCCAUUAGAAAGAGAUAAUUCAGAAGAGUUUUUAAAACGGGAAGCCAGAGCAACUCAAUUAGCAGAGGAAAUUGAAUCAAGUGCCCAAUACAAAGCUCGGGUUGCCUUGGAAAAUGAUGAAAGAACAGAAGAAGAAAAAUAUACUGCUGUUCAGAGAAAUGCUAAUGAAAGAGAAGGACAUGGUGUGAACACUAGAGAAAAUAAAUACAUUCCACCUGGACAGAGGAAUAGAGAUGUCCUGUCCUGGGGAAGUGGAAGACAAAACUCACCACGGAUGGGCCAGUCUGGAUCAGGCCCUCCAAUUUCAAGGUCUGGAUCCCAUACUUCAGAAUUCAGUCCUAACUCUGGAGCAGAUCAAAGAGUAGUUAACGGAGGUGUUCCCUGGCCAUCGCCUUGCCCAUCUCCUUCCUCUCGCCCACCUUCUCGCUACCAGUCAGGUCCCAACUCUCUUCCACCUCGGGCAGCCACCCCUACACGGCCGCCCUCCAGGCCCCCCUCGCGGCCCUCCAGGCCCCCGUCUCACCCCUCUGCUCAUGGUUCUCCAGCUACUGUCUCUACUAUGCCUAAACGCAUGUCUUCAGAAGGGCCUCCACGGAUGUCUCCUAAGGCACAACGGAACCCUCGAGGUCACAGAGUCUCUACUGGUAGGGGUACAAUUUCAAGUGGCUUAGAAUUUGUAUCUCAUAAUGCACCAGGGGAAGCAUCUACUACUGCAGUGGCACGAGGCAGCCCUUCAGGUGGGACGUGGUCAUCAGUUGUCAGUGGGGUUCCAAGAUUAUCCCCCAAAACACACAGGCCUAGGUCUCCAAGGCAGAGCAGCACUCCCACGGGACCAGCUCUGCCUUCUCCUCAGCCUGGUACUAUUCCCACUGAAUCUGUUGCCAUGCCUGUUCCAGCUGCCUCUCCUACACCUGCCAGCCCUGCAUCCAACAGAGCUGUCACUCCUUCCAGUGAAGCUAAAGAUACUAGGCUUCAGGACCAGAGGCAAAAUUCUGCAGCUGGAAACAAGGAGAAUAUAAAACCAAGUGAGACUUCUCCUAGUUUUCCUAAACCUGAAAGCAAAGGUGUAUCUCCAAUUGUUUCAGAACAUAGAAAACAGAUUGAUGAUUUAAAGAAGUUUAAGAAUGACUUUAGGUUACAGUCGAGUUCCUCCUCAGAUGCAGUGGAUCAGCUGCUAAACAAAACUCGAGAAGGUGAAAAAUCAAGAGAUGUAGUUAAAGAAAAGACAGAAUCAACCCCUAAAGAAUCUAUCAUAGAAACUGGCAGUAAUACUAACUCCAAUGGUGGCAGUAGCAAACCUAACAGCCCAAGUAUUUCUCCUUCAAUAAGUAAUAGUUCUGAGCAGAAGAGAGGGCCUGAGGUAACUUCACAAGGUGUACAGACUUCUGGGCCUGGAGGUAAACAAGAUAAAGAGGAUAAAGAGGAGAAGAAAGAUACUUCUGAGCAAGUUAGAAAAUCAACACUUAAUCCUAACGCAAAAGAGUUCAACCCUCGAUCUUUUGCUCAACCGAAACCUUCUACUACACCAACCUCCCCUCGUCCUCAAGCUCAACCUAGCCCCUCCAUGGUGGGCCAUCAGCAGCCAACCCCAGUGUACACUCAACCUGUUUGUUUUGCACCAAAUAUGAUGUACCCAGUUCCAGUGAGUCCAGGCGUGCAGCCUCUGUAUCCUAUUCCCAUGACACCCAUGCCAGUGAACCAAGCCAAGACAUAUAGAGCAGGUAAAGUACCAAAUAUGCCACAGCAACGGCAAGACCAACACCACCAGAGCACCAUGAUGCAUCCUGCUUCUGCAGCAGGCCCUCCAAUUGUAGCUACGCCACCUGCUUAUUCAACACAAUAUGUUGCAUAUAGCCCCCAACAGUUUCCUAAUCAGCCUCUUGUGCAGCAUGUGCCACACUACCAGUCUCAGCAUCCUCAUGUUUAUAGCCCUGUAAUACAGGGCAACGCUAGAAUGAUGGCACCACCAACACACGCACAGCCGGGUUUAGUAUCUUCUUCUGCAACACAGUAUGGUGCGCAUGAACAGACGCAUGCUAUGUAUGUUUCCACUGGCUCACUUGCUCAGCAGUAUGCCCACCCCAAUGCUACCCUGCAUCCGCAUCCUCCGCAUCCUCAGCCUUCUGCCACACCAACUGGCCAGCAGCAAAGCCAACAUGCUGGAAGCCACCCUGCUCCUAGCCCCGUGCAGCAUCAUCAGCACCAGGCUGCUCAGGCACUCCACCUGGCAAACCCACAGCAGCAGUCGGCAAUUUACCACGCAGGUCUAGCUCCAACCCCACCUUCCAUGACGCCAGGCUCCAACACGCAGUCUCCACAAAAUAGCUUUCCUACAGCACAACAAACAGUCUUCACCAUUCAUCCCUCCCAUGUUCAACCUGCAUAUACCAAUCCGCCACACAUGGCCCAUGUCCCCCAGGCUCAUGUACAGUCAGGAAUGGUUCCUUCUCACCCAACUGCCCAUGCUCCAAUGAUGCUAAUGACGACACAGCCACCUGGUGGUCCCCAAGCCGCCAUCGCUCAAAGUGCACUACAGCCCAUUCCAGUCUCGACAACAACACAUUUCCCCUAUAUGACGCACCCUUCAGGUGAGGAGUGUGUGCCCGGGAGACCUGCACCGUAACUGAGCCAGGUCGUGGGAGUGAGGAGAGUUAUUAUGAACCAGAUUGGGGGAGAAAAUUUUAAAAAAAAAAAAAAAAAAAAAAGGAAAAGAAAACAAAAAAGAGAAAACAAAAAUCUAACCAAAACCCAGACCAACUGAUGGUGAUGUCCUUGCAGACCGCUGAAGGCAGAGCGUUCCUGCGUUUUGCAUUUCUACUUUGCCAGCUCAAAUGUGAGCCUAGAAAAGCAGACAAGAUUUAGCUAAUUGUACAAGAUUGAGCUAAUGUGGCAAAGAUUUUGCUUCUCUCUAGCCAAAGUAGAGAAAUGGCUAACCAUGUGGAUGCUGUGGGACUGUGUUCUUCCAGGUUUUGCCGUGGUUUUACCAUGGGGGAUGGACUGUGUGUAGCCUGUUUCUAAUGAGCUUGGGGGAGGGGGGGGGUGGGGGUGUUUAUUCCAUUGAAAAGUGCUCGCUCUUGAGGGUAGGAAUGAAAAAUGUUGUGUGGGGGGCAGGGCUGUUAGACUUCAUGACAGCUGGAGUCUAAUCUUUAAUCCAGAAUAACAUUCUGCAGCUUGACUUUUUGGGAGAAGAAGGUGCUGUAUGACUGCUUUCUGCUUUAAAUUUAACCUUGCCCGGGUUUUGUUAUUAAUUCAUUUCCAAACAGCCUCUAAACUUUUUGUAGUGAUGUAGCUAACCUGAGCGUGUUUCUUGGGGGAAUGUGUGAGCAGAACCAGGCUGCUUUCUGAGGGUUUUAGGUACAGAGGAGAAAAAGAAAGCAAAAAGACAUCCAAAGGACAUCUUGAUGUGCAGGGUUUUGUUUUGUUCUCAAAAAAGAAAAGAAAAGAAAAGAAAAAUCUAAAGAAAAAUUGAAAAUACAAAAUAAAGACAAAGUUGAGCUGAGUAGUUGUCCUGUGACCACUUUACUAGCAAACUGUUGUGUGGCUUGCCAAUUUAUUAUUUACAUUUGAACUUUUUUUUUACAGUACAAGCCCACCACCAACAGCAGUUGUAAGGCUCAUCUGGAAUAACUGAAAGGCUGGAUACCUUUUGUAGGCCAAAUACCCUCCUUCUACUGCUUCUGCCAACUGGAAGCACAGAAAACUAGAAUUUCAUUUUAUUUUGUUUAAAAAAAAAAAGGAAAGAAAAAAUUGAUUUCUUGUAACAUCCACUAGGAAUGCUAACAGUUCAUCUUGCAGUGGGAGAGAUUCGGACUGAGUAGAGGCAUUUAGGAACUUGUGGGCUAUUCCAUAAUUCCAUGCACUGUAUCUGAGUCCUGCAAGUGCCCCAACUCUGCUUGCUGAAAACUGGAAGUUAUUUAUUUUUUAAUGACCCUUCAAAGUUACGAACUCAUCAGCUAGCAAAAGAAGUAACAAGAGUGAUUCUUGCUGCUAUUCUCACUAAAAAAAAACAAAACAAAAACAAAACCAACCAACAAACAAAACAAAAAAAUCAAGACUCGGAGAUCCCUUUUACUUCUAACUAAACUUGAAACAGGUUCAGUAAAAAAAAAAACCAAGAAAAAAAAGAAAAAAAAAAAAGAAAAAAAAGGAAAAAAAAAACCACAAGGGGGGGGGAGGGGAAAAGACAAAUUCUAAUCGUCAAACUGAUGAAUUAUUAUUUAUAAAUCACGUUUGAUGAGAUAAUCACUAUCGUGAGACAGUGAUGUAACUUUUAAGUUAAGAAAACUUUUACUUUGUAGAUAAUAUAAAAUAAAAACUUAAAAAAAAAAUUAAAAAAUAAAAAAAGUUUUAAAAACUGA